AUGUUAAGCUCCACCGCUUCUGAUAAUUUAGCCUGUACUGAUGAAGUCAAAGUUUAUGAAGAUGAAGGGGAAGAAGAAGAACAGCAGAAAUCCUCAGAAAACCUUACAGAAGAUAAAGUUAGGUUGGUUAUCGAGAGUGAAACUCAAAUACCAAAAAUAUUUGAUUUAUUUGGUAAAAAUGGUGGAGCCUCUUCAUUAUUCAAAAUGCCAUUUCCAACUGAUCCUCGUUUGGCCAGUUAUUUUCUACCUGGUUAUCCUGCUGCAAUCGCGGCUGCUAUGGCAGCUGUAAAUGCUGCCUCUUAUUCAUUAUCAUCUUCACCAUGUUUAACAACAUGUUCAUCAUCAACAUCAUCUUCGUUACCAUCCAUGACUAAACCAACUUCCUCAAUAUGGAAUAUGAAUCCUGCUGCUGUUGUCGCGGCUGCUGCUGCUGCGGGAACAGCAUCUUCUUUCUGGUCAACUGGUUGCAGUGGCAGUGGUGGUUCAUCCUCUACUUCUUCUGGUUAUGCAAGUUCUGAAGGUAGUGGAGGCAGUAAUGGUACUAAUGGUUCAAAUUGGUUGCAUCAUUCAGCAAUAUCACCAGGUAGUAGUAGUAGUAUAGGUGGGAGUGGCGGUAGUGGAGGUGGAAGCUAUGGCAGUGGUUUCAGUUUCUUACAAUAUCCUUAUCCUCGUCAGCAUAAUUUAUUUAAUCAGAAACAUUAUCUACGAACAUCAAAUGAUGACGAUUUAAUUUCAUGUAUAAGAAGAGAAUCACCAAGUUUUGAUCGAUCAGUAUAUUUUUCAAAUAACAAUAUUAAUAAUAAUAACACUAAUUUUUCAUAUGCAGAAAAUCAUCCUAUUGACUACAAUUUAUCUUGUCAAAUUUCGAGAUUUUCUAAUUUAUACAAUGAUCCUGUCAAGAAUUCAGCAAGUUUGACUACUCAGUUCCCAUCAUGUGUUCCUAAUCCGUUUGGAUUUAUACCAUUUUAUGAUUCAUUCAGAUGUGGUGCAGCUGCUGCUGCUGCGGCAGCGGCGGCGGCUGCAGCAGCAGCAGCAGCUUUUUCUCAAAAAUCUCCACAUGAAACAGCUGUUCAACAUGAUGGUGACAUUUUAAAGUUUGGUUCAAAAUAUCCAACAAACAGUCGAAAUCAUGCUAUGAUGGGUAAUUUUGAUAUAAGUUUGGAAAAUUGUAAAGACUAUAGGAAUUCAAUUGAUACCAGGAAUGAUCAUGCUUGUACUACCAAUAUUUCUGGCGUUUCUACUAAUUCUGUUAAUACCGUUACUUGUAUAAAUGAGAAUAAAUUCAAUAAAUUAUCAUUAUCAUCAUCUUUAUACACAAAUGCUUAUCAGACACAUCCUUUAUCAUCACAUAAUCAACAAUGUAUUCGUCACUCAAAAGAUUUAUCCUUUAAUAAUAUGAAUAUGUUAAAUUAUCCACGUGACAUGGAAUCAACAGUUGGACUUUCAGCACGAGAGCAUAGUCAGUCACCAUUGCCGACAUCUCGUUAUCAUUCGUUUGACAAUCCAAUCAAUUCACCUAAACUCUUUAAUACAUUGCACACUAGUCGUUUAUUAGAAGGAUAUGGGCAAAUAUCUUCAUCAUCAUCAUCAUCAUCACCACCACCACUAUCAUCAACGUCAACAUCACUAUCACUACCUAAUGGAUCUAUUCAACAUGAUUCAUCUCCUUCAACAUCGUCGAAUUUCUAUGCUGUUGCAGCUUGUGCAGCAGCAGCGGCAGUUGUAGCCGCAGCAGUAGCAUCUUGGAGUGGUACAAGUUCACCAAAAACAUCCAAUAAAUCUCAACAAUAUUUCACAUCCUCUAAUAGUCAUCAAAGUUCACCAUGUCCUUCUAUUAGUAAUAAUAAUAAUACAUUAUUUCCAUUAAGUCCAUCUGGAUCAAUUAAUAAAUCAGCUCUUUUCAAUCAUUUACAAUCGGUUAAAUCACCGAGUAGUAUUGGCGGUAUGGCACCAUCACCCAAAGCAAAUAGUAGCAAUUUGACUACUUCAUCGUUAUCUCCAGCUGGAUUAUAUCAUAGAUGUGAAAAUAAUAAUAAUAGUAAUAAUAAUAAUACGAAUAAUAAUAACAACUACAGUAGUAGUCGAGCGUCUACUUCAACUAACUCUACCGCUGCUAGUCCUUAUUCUCCUAGUAUGUUUGCUGCUGCCGCAGCCGCUGCACAUAUGCAGUUAUUAUCCGCAGCAGCAGCCGCUGCUACGUUCAAUUCAAAUUUGUCAUCAUCAUCGUCAUCGUCUUCAGUACAUACAGCUCCAUCAACUCCAUGUAUAACAACUUCAUUGAAUAAUGAAUUCACAUUUGAAGAUUCUAUCAGAGAAAUGAAAUCAGUAUCAACAUCUUCAUCAUCGUCAGUUAUUUCUUUAUCGGAUUUAUCACCAACUGUACAAUUCGGUUCUUUGUCGACAUCUUCGUUAUCAUCAAUUCAAAAUAGAGAUAAUAACAGUAAUAAUAAUAGUAAUGAUAAUAAUAAUAAUUCAGCAUCAAACAGUCUUUGGAGACGUCAGAAAACUGCAGCAGCGGUAGUAGCCGCUGUAGCUGCGAGUGCUAUGAUUGGUAAUUCAACAUCUUCAGAAUUAUCAUCUGUUUCUGCUGUUGCCAGAGGUGAUAAUGAUAGUCUUAGUGGUCGUAGUGGAUUAGGAAGAAGAAGAAGAAACACUAAUAUACAUAAUACAUUAGAUCGAACUAAUUCUCCUGGACCAUGGUCUAGUCGAAAUCAUCUGUUUAGUUCAAGAUCUCGUGAUCGUCGAAGUUUUGAUUUUGUAAAAGCCUUAACAAAAUCGGGAAUUGCUAACAUUCAUAAUAGUAAUAAUAGUAAUGGUGAUGUAAUAAUCAAUGAAGAAUCAUCUUUAGAUCAUUGUAAAGAAACUUUAAAGAGAAAAAUGACUACCAAUCUUAUAUCAUCAUCAUCAGCAGCUACAACAACAUCUUCAUGUUUAUCUAAAGGUAUACAUAUUAAAAAACCAUUAAAUGCAUUUAUGCUAUUUAUGAAAGAAAUGCGUUCACGUGUACAAGAAGAAUGUACCUUAAAAGAAUCUGCUGCAAUUAAUCAAGUAUUAGGUAAAAAAUGGCAUGAAUUAACAAGAGAAGAACAAACAAAAUAUUAUGAAAUGGCUAGACAUGAAAAAGAAUUACAUCAACAAUUAUAUCCAAAUUGGUCAGCACGUGAUAAUUAUGCAUAUCAUGCUAGACGUCGUAAACGUCGACGACAAUUAUUUCAUAAACAUGGUUUACAUAUUCGUGGAACACGUCAUAUGAAUAAAUCAAUAAUGAAUACACGUUCAUAUGAAAAAUCAUCAUCAUCAUCAUUAUUAUUAUUGAAUGAUUCAACUAUUAUGAUGGAUAAAUCUAAAGUAAACACUUCAUUGGAUAAAUGGAAUGGAUAUAAAUCAUUUCCAUUAGAUAUUGGUAAUAAUCAACAAAAACGUAAUUCAUGUAUUCCUGAUCAUUCUGUAAAUAAUAAAACUCAUUCAAAUGAUUCAUUAUCUUCAAUGAUAAUAAAUGGUUCAAAAAUACAAACUGAUCAUUUAUCAGAUGAUAUUGUUAAUCGUCAUCAUCAACGCCAUCAUCAUCAUAGUAGUAGUAGUGGUAGUAAAUGCUCUUCUCCACAUCUUCCUUCAUCUAUACAUCCUGUUACUACUAUUUCAGAAUUCUCAUCUAAUCGUCAACAAAGCCCUUUAACAUCAAAUUCACCAUUGUGUAGAAAACAAAAUCAAUCGUUUACAGCACCAUCCAUCUCAUCACCGUCAUCAUUAUCAUCAUCGUUGGUGUCCACCACCACCACCACCUCAUCAUCAUCUUCUUUGUCAUCAUCAUUAACAUUAUCUAAACAAAUCACUUCUAAUCUCAGUAAACUAGAUCCUAUUACAACUAUAAAGGAAGAAGAUGGUUGUAAUUUCUUAGGUGAAGUAAGACAGCAUGUAAAAUCAAUGAAUGUAAAUUCUAUCGAUUAUAAAACAUUUAUGAAUAGUGUUGAUGAUGAAAAUAAUAAUAAUAAUAUUGUUAAGAAUGAUCGAUAUGUUGCUGAAUACUUUAUAAAAAAUGAUUACAAUGAAUCCAAGGUAACAAUGAAUAAUAUCGGUCAUCAAUAUCGUUCCAAUAUUGAUUUAGGUUAUUGUUUAUUUCCUCAUGUCCCUACCGUUAAUAUGAAUAAUGGUAAUAAUGAAUCAGAUAAAUUUCAAACUAUACGUGAUUUCAAUAGGAAAUCUAAACUUAACUUAAAUUCAAAUAGGAAUACAGCUUUAACUGCUAAUAUUGUAGCUACACCUAACAUCAAUACUACAUCUUCUAUUUCAUCAACUACAUUCUGUAAUCGAGAUCGUGAAUUAAAUAAAUUAUACAAUGAAUCUAUGAAUUUAAUCCCAAAUGAAUAUGCUUAUCAUACUAAUAACAAUAAUAAUAAUCAUGAUGUAUCAAAUUUAUUUCAUCAUUCCACAGGUUAUCCAUUUUUACAUUCUGAUAUAAAUGUUAAACGUGACACAUCAUCUGCAUUCUAUCCUUCUUCUCUGUCAUCCGCAUUGAAUGAUAACAAAUCAAUACAUUCUAAAGAUCAUUCAUUUUUAUCCCCUAGAUUCAACGGGAUGAUUAAUUUAUCAUCAUCGUCAUCAUCAGUAGACAAUGAAAAUAGACAUCCAUCACAUUCAAUAACACCGAUUGGUUAUCAGUCCGGUUAUAGAUAUUCUUCUCAUUUAGAUCAUUUAUCCUAUUCAUCAAUGUCUUCUAAUCACUUUCCAACUUUUCCUGGUUCAUUACCUUCACAUUUGAUGUCUACUUUCGGUCUUAACGGUGGUGGUGGUGUUGGUGGUGGUAAUAAGCAUCAUAAUUCUUCAAGAUGUAUGACUGAUCUAUUACCAUCAUCAUCGACAUCAGAUAGUCAUGUCAAAACAAUUACAAAAAAUAAUCAUUCAUCUCAUUCAGCCGUGUCAACUACUGUGGCGGCGGUAGCUGCUGCUGCAGCAGCGGUAGCUAUGACUGCAAGUGAACUGUCCGGUGGGAAUUUGAAAAAAUGUCGUGCUAGAUUUGGUUUGGAACAUCAGAAUAUGUGGUGUAAACCGUGUCGUCGUAAAAAGAAGUGUAUACGUUUUAUUUCGGAAGCGGAACCAGAAGAAUUUUCUAAUGGAACAACAACAUCACAACAACCACAAACAGGAACUCAUCAUUCAUCAACUCAUCAUCUUGCUAGGCAAAGAUUAGCUAAUUUUAUAGAUCCAUUUAUACGUCCUGCGCAUUCAUCUCAGUCAAAUAUUUCUAGCCAAUCAUCGAAAUUUCACACAUUUCCUUCAAGUUUCUUGUGUUCAUCAAUAAAUUUUAAUAAUAAUGUAACAAAUGAACAUACAUUCACAUCAUCAUCAUUAGCUGAUUUCAGUUUACGCUUAAACCAACCACAUCAUACAAUUCCAGGCUGUUAUACCGGUAAAUCUUCAGCAUUUAUAAGUCCUUCACUUUCAUCUCGUUCAAAUCAUCCAAUGUUAGAUCUAGCAACAUCACCAUUUCCAUUGAAAAAUUCAUAUCAUCAUUUGAAUAAUUCAACAAGUGAAGAGUUAAAUUUUAAGCUAACAUCAUCAUCAUCAUCAUCAUCACGAACACCAUCAUCGUUAUCAUCGUCAUCAUCAUCAUCAGUGUUGUUUUCACCAUCUCGAUUAAAUUCACAUACCAUUGGUCAAUGUUUAUCCAAUUGUAAUGAUUCUAGACUACCGACUACCGCUAACAACAAUACCGAAUUUGCUUUUAAUAAACCGAAUUCUGUUGACAUGUGGAAUAAUAAUAUUACUACUAAUAAUAAUGGUAUGAAUACAUUUUAUCCUAAUUGGUCUCAUGAUUCAUCAGCUUUUAAAUUAUCCACAACAUCAUCAUGUGUUGAUGUUUCAACAAUCAGUAUGACAAUAUCAUCAUCAGUAUGUUCCCAGUUGAAUACACACAAUUUAAUGGAUUCCACUAGUCGAUCAAAUAGUCAUAAUCGGUUACGUGAAUCAAAUCAAUCUGACAAAUGUAAUAUCAAUACUAGUACUACUAAUACUACCACUACUACUACUACUACUACUACUACUACUACUACUACUACUACUACUACUACUACUACUAUCACAGGUGAUAGAAAUCAUUUUAAUUCAAACCAAUCUAAAUUAUCAUCCAAUGAAGCUAAUCGGUUCGUUAAUCAAUCAUUGUCAUCACUAACAGACAAUUCAGUUGCUUCAAAAAGAAACCCGACCAAUUUACAAAAUGAUUCAAAUUGUUCAAUGCCUUAUUCUAAUGUAGUGUCAUUUGCCCUCUGCUCCUCUCUUACCUCUUCAAAUGUAGAAAUAUCCAAUACAAAGCCAAUUAAUAUGAAUUCGUUUAUUGAUACUCAUUCAUUGGAAUGUUCUUCCUCUUCUUCUUCUUCUUCCUCGUCGUCGUCAUUGUCCAACACAUUACCAUCUACAGUAUUAUUAUUAUCGUCACCAAUAAAAACUAUAUCCGAUGAAUAUUCAGAAAGAAAUCCCAAUGACCCACCGCCAUCUAAACGAAUUUGUUGUAAUUCACCAGCGUCUUUAUUAAAAUCAUCUAAUAUUGAAUCUGUAGUGUGUUGUAUGUCAAGUCCACUUGUUUCUAUGAAUAAUGAUGUAACCAAUUUCACUAAUAUAAAUAAUUUAGACAGUUCUGUAUUGCAAGAUCAUUUAGCUGUAUCCAAUUCUACUACUACUAAUACGACUACUACUACUACUGCCGUUACUACUGUUAAAACUACCACCACAACAAGUUGUAAAUAUACAGAAUCGGUUCGAUUCGGUGUAGCUGAUUUCAUGGGACUAAAUGAUGAUAAUAAUAAUCAUAAUAAUGAUAAUGUUGAUAUUAUUUCAGUUGUGGAUAAUAUCGAUCAUGAUUGCCUUUAG
Schistosoma guineensis is the source of this 6864-nucleotide messenger RNA. Lineage: Eukaryota; Metazoa; Platyhelminthes; Trematoda; Strigeidida; Schistosomatidae. The record is from the annotation of a GenBank genome assembly.